AUGUCUUCCCUACCUCCGGUCUACAUUGUCUCCGCCGCCCGCACUCCAGUGGGCUCUUUCCUGGGAUCUCUCUCGAGCCAGACUGCUCCGCAGCUGGGUUCCCAUGCGAUCAAAGCUGCUCUUAACAAAGUCGACGGCAUCAAGCCUUCCGAUGUACAAGAGGUUUUCUUCGGCAACGUUCUUUCUGCAAAUGUCGGACAGAACCCCGCCAGACAAUGCGCUCUUGGCGCCGGACUUGACGAGUCAACCGUUUGCACCACUGUUAACAAGGUCUGUGCCUCGGGUUUGAAGGCGGUCAUUUUGGGCGCUCAGACCAUCAUGACUGGUAAUGCAGACAUCGUUGUGGCCGGCGGUACUGAGUCCAUGUCCAAUGCCCCACAUUACCUUCCAAACCUCCGCAAUGGCGCAAAGUAUGGCCACCAGAGCCUGGUGGAUGGGAUCAUGAAAGAUGGCCUGACAGAUGCGGGAAAGCAGGAGCUUAUGGGUUUGCAGGCUGAGGAGUGUGCCCAGGAUCAUGAAUUCACUCGGGAACAGCAGGACGAUUAUGCUAUUCGGACCUACGAAAAGGCCCAAGCUGCCCAGAAGGCCGGCCUUUUCGACGAAGAGAUUGCACCUGUUGAACUACCCGGCUUCAGGGGUAAACCAGGUGUCACCGUGUCUCAAGAUGAUGAGCCCAAGAAUCUCAACCCUGAUAAGCUUCGAAGCAUCAAGCCCGCUUUCAUUCCUGGCUCUGGAACUGUGACGGCCCCCAACUCCUCUCCUCUCAACGACGGGGCUGCCGCUGUUAUCUUGGUUUCCGAGGCCAAGGUUAAAGAGCUGAACCUCAAGCCUGUUGCAAAGAUUCUCGGUUGGGGAGAUGCUGCACACCAACCCAGCAAGUUCACGACUGCUCCUGCGCUGGCGAUUCCCAAGGCGCUUAAGCAUGCGGGUGUCACUCAGGACUCCAUCGAUGCAUUUGAGAUCAACGAGGCCUUUAGCGUUGUUGCUCUCGCGAACAUGAAGCUCCUCAACCUACCUGAAGAAAAGGUCAACCUUCAUGGUGGUGCUGUGGCUAUUGGUCACCCUAUUGGUGCCAGUGGUGCUAGAAUCUUGACUACUUUGCUCGGAGUCCUCAAGGCAAAGAAGGGCAAGCUCGGCUGUGUCGGAAUUUGCAACGGUGGUGGUGGUGCUAGUGCCAUGGUAGUGGAAUCCCUCGUCUAA
Aspergillus niger is the source of this 1200-nucleotide messenger RNA. RefSeq lists its product as uncharacterized. Gene Ontology annotation, biological process: ergosterol biosynthetic process; fatty acid beta-oxidation. The transcript has 5 exons. NCBI's taxonomy places the organism in Eukaryota, Fungi, Ascomycota, Eurotiomycetes, Eurotiales, Aspergillaceae. Gene Ontology annotation, molecular function: acetyl-CoA C-acetyltransferase activity. The record is from RefSeq and is a predicted model, not a curated record. Bases 1 to 1200 code for a protein of 399 amino acids.